Molecule: messenger RNA, 2394 nt
Organism: Rotaria sp. Silwood2
Lineage: Eukaryota; Metazoa; Rotifera; Eurotatoria; Philodinida; Philodinidae
Source: the annotation of a GenBank genome assembly
AUGGAAAGUGAAUAUAAUAAUAAUCAAUUUCAUUUUGAUCAAAAAAAUUAUUUUCUUCGUUUUAAAUCAAAUGAAAAUGAAAAGUUAAAUUCAAAAUUUUAUCAUAUUAACAAACAUAUUCGUCAUGCAUUGGAAUAUUUUGUUGAUGAUAUAAAACAGGAUCAAAAUAAAACUAUUGAUCGUUUUCUUAAUCAACAAUCUGUUAAUGAAAUUUUUCUAUUUAUUGCAAAAUUAUUAUUAUGUGAUGAUGAUCGUAUUUGUGGUAAUUCUGCUUAUAUCAUAGGCAGUAUAGUUGAAAUGGAUAAAGGUUUGAAACAAUUUUUAUCUAUAUUCACUGAUGAUUAUAUGUCAAAAACAGUUGAUAUUAUAUAUAUAUUAUGUCAAAUGUUAACACAUUCAGAUUCCGAUUGUGUAUUGAAUGCAACAGGGACACUCGGUACUAUAUCUGGCUCAAAAGAAGGACGUCACUUGAUUCUAAAACAUGUUUGUAUUACUCAGAUGGUUUUCAAUAUAUCAACAUUAUUAAACUCAGAUAAUCCAUGGAUUGCUAGUAAUGCAGCAUUAGUAUUCGCAAGAAUAACUGUAGAAGAAUCUGGUUGUCAAAUAAUCUUGACACAUGAUAAACAUCAUGCAAUAUUAAAUCAACUUUUAUCUGCACUUGAUGUAAAUGAUCCAAAUCGUUCAACAAAUAUUGCAUUUGCUAUUGCACGUCUAAUAGAAGGAGAAGCUGGCAAGAAGAUUUUAAUUGAUGAUUGUGGACAAAAUAAAUUUUUUGAAGCAUUAUUAAUAAUGCUUGAAAUCAAUGAAGAUAAAGGUAUUAAUAAAAACGCCUGUUAUGCAUUAAGUUGUUUAUGUACAAGUCAAUAUGGUUUUCAAUUAUGUCUUGAAUCGAUAACAUUAUUUCGUCGAAUACUUAUUGCUAUUGAAACAAUACUUUUAUCAAUGGAACAUGAAACUGUUUGGUUUGCUUUAAUGUGUCUUACAACAAUUGCUAAAUAUAAUGGAGCAUAUGAACAUUUAUGUUAUUCACAAAAAUUAUUAGGAAUAAUUAAACAAGUACAAGAAAAAUGGAUUGAAUUUAAAGAUAUACAAGAUGAAUCGAAAUUACUUUGGUUUAUGAUACAUAAAAAUAUCAAACCAAAACAACCUAAAAUUGAUGAAUGUCGAGAAACUUCUGUUGAUAUUUCUUGGGAUCCAUAUUUAUCUAUUGAAGAUGAAAAUGAAAUACAAUAUCGUAUUAUAUUAGAUGAUGUUCCUAUUACAAAAACACAUGAAACAAAUUAUUCUAUAAAUAAUUUAAAAUCGAAUACAAGUUAUCAUGUAAAGAUUCAAUAUAUAACAACACAAGGUGAAAGUAUUCCUAGUGAUCCAACGAUAUUUCAGACGGAUGAUGAAUUACCACCACCGGUUAUUAAUCUUCGUGUUGUCCGUACAUCAACAAUAGCCAUUCGUAUAGCUUGGGAACCACCUGACCUUAGUGCUUGUAAUUCUUUCAAAGGUUAUCAAACAUAUUUAAAUAAUGUUGAAUAUGAAUUUACCGAUGAAUGUGAAAUUACAAUUAAUUCAUUGACAGCUAAUACAACUUACAAAAUCGAUGUAUGUGCAGUAACUAUGAAAGGCAAAGGAUCAUGUACUUCAAUCUAUGUCAAAACUGAUUGUACUGGUGAUUCUGUUCCAGCACCACCAACAUUUCCAGUUAUUGGUCGACGUGAAUUACAUAUAAAAUGGCAAACACCGGAAAUUAUCUAUGGUCGAUUGUUUCGUUAUGAAAUUAUUUGUAAUGGUCGAUGUAUUUAUUCUGGUAUAGAUCAAGAAUAUCAUGCAACAAAACUUAAACCUGAUACGGAAUAUUCAAUAGAAGUUCAUGUUAUUACUAAUGAAGGUCGUUUUCGUAGUCGACCAGCAAGAACUCGAACAUUGAAAGAUGAAUUUCAAACUACUGUUCGUCAUUCGCUUUAUGAACGAUCAAUACACAGUCCAAUUAGAUUUAAACGUGCGGAUACAAUUACUUCACGAAAAGUCUCACCAAAUAUUGAACGACGUUUAGCAAAAGAAAUGCCUGUUAUAAAUCAAAAUGUACAAAUUACAACUGUUCGUUCCGUACAAUUGAAAUCAGACAUACCAUCGUAUAGUCGAACAUUACCUGGUCUAUUUCGAAACGUAGAAUCACGUCCUAGUCGUAGUCGAAGUUUACAUCGAUCAAAAACAGAUUUACCUUUACAACAAAUAGCAACAACUGUAAUUAUUCCUACAUUUGAUAUUAAUCAUCAUUCACACAUCAAUCAUUCGAAACGACCAAAAUCCUAUCGAUAUCCUUUAACAACAAAAUCUCUUGAACGUUCACCAUCAAUUUCAUUAGCUGGUUCUGCACAUGUUUUACGACGAUUUAGUUAA